AUGGAUCUCAUGAAAAGUGCUGGCCGCUAUACGCGGACCGCCUGCUUCCCCUGCCGCCACAGCAAGAGACGCUGCGACAAGUCUCUACCGGCAUGCCAGCUAUGUAUUCGGAAAGGGGUCGAAUGCAGCUAUCCAACUCGCCGAGCCCAGAAAUAUGUUGUGCUGCCGCAAUCCAGCGAGACGGUCCAAACCACUGCGCCUACGAGAGAUAACUCGACAACCAGUGGAGUAGCUCGCAGCAGUGAGUCGGCUUCACUGGAGCGACAAGGAUCCUUGGAAGCCUCACAUGCAACGGACAUUGUCCAGUCGUUUGCUACGGCUACGGCUAUCCAGUUUAUUGCACCAAGGAUCUUUCGCGACGCACACUUGGAGAUUCCACGGAUUAACAUUGCCAUUCCCAAGGAUGUUGCUGCUCACGUUGGGGAUUUGGGACAGCUUCAUGAUAUUUACGCCACGUUUUCUUCGCAAGCUGUCAUAUGGACGCCGGUAAUCUUCCGGAAGAGGUUUUUCAAUAUUGCGCUCAACCCACUAUCUCCACGACGGACUGAAGGCGUCUUGAUGUGCUUGUGUAUGAAACUGUACUGCACACCCGCGCCCUCAUACGAGGACGACGGGAAAAGGACGCUUUACAAGAUAGUCAAGGAGUUCUACGCUGAAGUGGAAGCCACUGGAAUCAUGUCUGUUUGUAUUUUGCAGUCGGCUCUGCUGAUUGCUGUCUACGAGAUUGGCAAUGCAAUCUACCCUGCCGCAUAUAUGACCGUUGGAAACUGUGCUCGGUACGGUGUCGCUUUAGGUCUGGAUAAGUUGAUGGUCAGCUUGACAGGAGAAGGUAACUUGGGCAAGCCUUGGAUGGAAAUAGAAGAAAUGAGACGAGUUUGGUGGGGAAUACUCAUAUUAGAUCGGUUUCUCAACCUUGGAAACCCUUCGAGGUGCCUAACAACGAAAGAUCCAGCGUAUGAUGAUUACCUCCCAGUGGAUGAUUGGAUAUUUUUGGACGCCACAGCAAGACCCCAAGACAACAUCAAAAUAUCUGCCGCAUUUACUCUCAGGAUGGGCCCAUUCGCCAUAUUAGCCCAAGCCACGUACUUGGUAAACCAGGCUCUCAAUCUUGUAUCGCCUCUUCCUACACAAGAUCAGCAAGUGGAUUCAUUCGAUGUUGGAAAGGAAAGUGCACAGCUACGCCGCACAAUUGAGGCACUAGUCUAUCUAACCAAGACGGAAUUCGACUUUCGCGACUUGGUAACUUGCUGCCAAGCUGCAAUUUCGUAUUGUGCCAUACUGUUGCUCCAAGAGCACCACUGGCAGCGAGUGCGCAUUAGCUCAACCGAAGAGGCGUGCUUUCAUCUGUUUGCAGAGUCUCGGCAUACACUUGAGAUCGUGACGAAGAUGGCGACUUCUAUGCGGAAGGAUGCACAAGAGGGAAGAACCUUGGAUGAGGAAUUUCCAGUGUUUCUCACGCAAGUCAUUUAUCAGGCAGCGCUGGCGACCAUUGAAAUGGGCCAAGGAAAUCCGGAUGAGCAGCUCAGGGAAAGACUUGAAACAUUCAAGUGGCUACUUGAACACAUGCGGCCGAAGUGGCGGGUAGCAGGUAUAUAUUUAUCCAUUCUGCAGUCCAAAGAGGUCAUGCUUGCUGCUGCUCUUUAG
Messenger RNA from Trichoderma atroviride IMI 206040, 1644 nucleotides. RefSeq lists its product as uncharacterized. Gene Ontology annotation, biological process: DNA-templated transcription; regulation of DNA-templated transcription. The record is from RefSeq and is a predicted model, not a curated record. Gene Ontology annotation, cellular component: nucleus. Lineage: Eukaryota; Fungi; Ascomycota; Sordariomycetes; Hypocreales; Hypocreaceae. Gene Ontology annotation, molecular function: DNA-binding transcription factor activity, RNA polymerase II-specific; DNA binding; zinc ion binding.